Molecule: messenger RNA, 1281 nt
Organism: Kuraishia capsulata CBS 1993
Lineage: Eukaryota; Fungi; Ascomycota; Pichiomycetes; Pichiales; Pichiaceae
Exons: 1
Coding region: 1-1281 (426 amino acids)
Biological process (GO): G protein-coupled receptor signaling pathway
Cellular component (GO): cytoplasm; heterotrimeric G-protein complex
Molecular function (GO): protein binding; signaling receptor complex adaptor activity
Source: RefSeq, a predicted model, not a curated record
AUGGGCGAUGAACAGGUUUUGGAGCAACGAAUACUACAGGCACGAAAGGAAUCAAGACUUUUGAUAUCGCAUAUUGCAAGGGCAAAGGAGAAGACUCGAGAUGCUACGUUGGACCAAGUUGCAGCACAUCUUAAACCCUUGACCAAUGGUAUCUCCAUGUCAGCAUACCAGACCAUGCGUGGUCAUUUCAACAAAGUUUUGACCUUAAGUUGGUUUCCAGACUCACGACAUGUAGUGUCGGGGUCACAAGAUGGCUUCAUGAUCAUAUGGGAUGCGUAUACGAACACCAAAACCAACGCCAUAAGAUUGUACGAUCCUUGGAUCACAUCGUGUUGUGUCUCUCCUAACGGCAGAUUUAUUGCCACUGGUGACCUGGAAAAUGCUUGUAUCCUCUACAAGGUAGGCAAUGACAGCGACUGUGGAACCACAGACAGGAAUGGCAGAAAGAUGUCAGUUAGCCCCACCAGUCCAGAGAGCGAGAUGCUGGGCUCUUCUCACGAGAUUAGUGCUGUGUUCAAGGGUCACAAUGAAUACAUUUCAGACGUGGGAUUUAUCAGUAAUAGCCAGAUUGUGACGUCAUCUGGCGAUAGAUCUUGCAUGCUAUGGGAUCUGUCACGACGCUCCAAAACCAUGGCGUAUCAAGGCCAUUUAGGUGAUGUACUUGCUCUUGAUGUUCAGAGAAGUCAGCCAGAUUUUUCGUCAAGUCAGGUGUUUGUAUCUUGUGGUUCUGAUAGAAUGGCAAACGUGUGGGAUGUAAGAGAGAGAUAUACAACGAGACAGUAUCCUCUUUCCGAAAGUUACGAUGCUUCUGCAAUUAGGUUCCUUCCCGGAGGAACCUCUUUUGCGGUUGGUAGUGAUGAUGGGGUUGUCAGAUUACUGGAUUUUAGGACGGAUGGAGAGAUAGCAAGGUAUUCACCAAGGGAAAUAUCCCGAUAUACCUUUCAGAACACUAUGCCCUCUGAUAAUUACGAGGCUUCCCAUUUGGCACUCACACCUCGUUCUUCGAAUAGAUACUCUUCCAACGAUGCUUUCCAAAUGCCUUCAAUGAACGAGAGGAUAGACAACCCGGGGACGCUUUCUCUCGACUUUUCCAUUUCGGGGCGACUCAUGUUUGUGAGCUAUUCGGAUCUCGGUGUUCAAAUUUGGGACACAUUGAGGGGGGAAGUUGUAGGUUCAUUAAAUGGUCAUUCGAAGGCUGUCAGUGAGAUCAGAACCAGUCCAGACGGCCUGGCUGUUUGCACUGGGUCACGAGAUUUCACCUUGAAAAUUUGGGGUGUGUAG